AUGUCGGCCCGGCACUGCCCAGUUAGUAGCAACGCAGCAGUGUGCCUGUUGUAUCCACUGCUCAAGUUCGUCACCGUGUUCUGCGGUGGUCGUGACGCGGUGCCCCUCGACGACGUUGAGACCGUACUGCGUCAAGCGUUCAAUAACUCCAAACUAUACGGUUACUCACCCUUACUCCAUGGUGCAUUCGAAGAAGAACCAGUUUACGACGACUCCAACUGGGAACAGGAUCUUAGCAGCCGCAAACGAGCUGCCCACGACGUCCGAAGAGGCGAAGUUUGGAAGGGGGAGAUGGGAAAAAGGGAAUUGGGAAAGGGCGAGAGAGAAGUCGGGAAUGUCGAAGCCUUCAAUCCGCGAGUGCUCAAAACCCGUGCACUUAAGCCGAGAUUGUCACGAGUCGAAUUCCACUUGCCGGAGCGCAACGACUCCUUUGCUGACGCCGACCCGGAAGACCCAAGUCCGGACGACCCAAGUCCGGACGACCCGAGUCUGGACGUCUGUGAAGAUUGGAGCCGUCCCCUUGUUUUUGUGGAAGAUAUGUUAACCCCGACGCCGGCUAGACGGCACCUCCAACGUGUUUGGAGCGAUAGAAGACCGGCCCGGCGGCACGGCAUGGCGCUGGGGAGGAAGUGGGGCCGCCAACGGCGAUGGGAUUGGUGGAGGCGUUUGUGGCGCAAUAAGUCGCAUAGGGCCCACUGGAUCGCGGACGAUGUCCUGGCAUUCUGGCGGCAGUGCAAACGAAAGGGCUACACUAACGACAAGCAGCUGAGGGACGCCGCCCUUGCUACUACUGGCAACCGUGGGACGGGGAGCUUUAUGAUGAGUGUAAAGGAUAUUGACGGUUUGGUUAUAGUGGACGAGAACGGUCGCAAGGCCCGGUACCUCGAGUUUUUGGAUCCCGGGUACUCUAGCCUGGAGACUGGGUACUCUAGCCUGGAGACUGGGUACUCUAGCCCGGAGACUGCUGAUAGGAAGUCUCUGGGGAGACGAACCUCCUCAAGCAGAGGACUGAAGCCGUACUUCCUGAGGCGGUUCUCAGGCAAGCCUCUUGCGGCACAGGUCGUGACCGACGGCGCGACUCGUAGGAGACUCGACUCCUGGGUUUCGCCUGCUCCGGAGCAGGGCAGCCGUCAAGAAAACUACCAGGGCAGACAGUUGCUCCACGUAAGUCUAUCCAAAAGUAAGUCGUGUAUCUAUCCAAAAAGAACACACUACUAUGCUGAACAGUACAGCUUCGAACAGUACAGCUUCGAACAGUACAGCUUCGAACAGUACAGCUUCGAGCUCUUGAAGAUUACACUUCAUUUGCCACAAACGCAGUUCGCACAACAUCUUUCUCCACCCGUUCCACAUGUACACUUCGGCGUGCACUUGCAGUCAGGAGUGCACUUGCAGGCCGGCGUCUUUCCCGCCGCAGCAGGCGAGCAACAGCAUCCGGCGCUCUUAGGGCAUCCUGAACAACACUUGUCGUUAUUCCUGCAGCAGUCACAACCAACACAAGGGUUAGGAGGAACACAACACGCACAAGCCAUCUUCUUCUAG
Messenger RNA from Gregarina niphandrodes, 1542 nucleotides. RefSeq lists its product as hypothetical. Bases 1 to 1542 code for a protein of 513 amino acids. NCBI's taxonomy places the organism in Eukaryota, Apicomplexa, Conoidasida, Eugregarinorida, Gregarinidae. The transcript is spliced from 2 exons. The record is from RefSeq and is a predicted model, not a curated record.